CUUUUGGCCCCUGAACAGUCCCCAGCCAGACGUGGGUCUGCCCAUUCAGGAUUCUUCCCAUAGAAGCUCUCAAGGAGCAGGUGUGAACAAUGGCCGCAGUACAGGAUUUUCAGGGAGCAGUGACCCUGGUCACAAGAAGUACCGGGUGACACUGUCAAGAGGGCCGGUCUCACCAUGGUCAACAAAAGAUAGCAGGGUUUUGGCCUUCUUCUGACAGCUCCUUCCCUGGAGCUGGGCAAGAAGGUGAGUGUGCCUCAAGACCUCAUGGUGGAGGAGCUGUCCUUCCGUUCUAACAGGGGCUCCCUCCUGUUCCAAAAGAGACAGAAGAGAGUGCAGAGGUUCAUCUUUGAAUAUGCAGCCAAGCAGACACAGAGCUCAGUCUGCGGAGGAGGUGAUCUGGGGACCACGUCGUCAGCAGCACCCCUGGAAGGGACGGCUACUGCCAGUGGCCCAGAUGGGAAGGAGAACUACAGGACGGAGAUCCAAAUCUUCCCUACGCCACCUCCUGGGUCUGAGAUGAGCAGCCAGGAACUUGGCCCAGGAAGGGCCCCAAGUCCCAGUGCCCUGGCCUCGGGCUAUUCCAAGCCCCUGACAGGGAUCCCUCCAGAGAAGUUCAAUCAUACGGCGAUCCCCAAAGGUUAUCAAUCCCCAUGGCAGGAGUUCAUUGGCUAUCAGGAUGGAUACAAGCACUAUCACAAGGACCACCGAAACCACACACCCAGUCCCUCAGACUACAGGAACUUCAACAAGACACCAGUACCAUUUGGAGGACCCCUCAUGUCUGAGACAUUCCCCAAAACGGAUGCACUGCUCAUCUCAAAAGAACCCAUAAGUGGCCUGGAUCUCCUCAGCUACAGACCCAGUUUCAAUCGAGUAGCCCAAGGUUGGGUGCGGUCCCUACCAGAGUCUGAAGAACUGUAACUUGAUCUUAAUUCCUGUAUUCCCACUGCUUUGCUUUAUUAGCCUUUUAGUAGGCACAGAGAUCUUGUACAAACACUGGUUACACAUGCCAGUAGUUCUGCCAUGGGUCACGUUCUGAAUUCUGAACAAGUGAAUUUUUUUUUUUUUUUAGUGAGGCAAUUGGGGUUAAGUGACUUGCCCAGGGUCACACAGCUAGUAAGUGUUAAGUGUCUGAGGCCGGAUUUGAACUCAGGGAGUCCUGAAUCCAGGGCUGGUGCUCUAUCCACUGCGCCACCUAGCUGCCCCUGAACAAGUGAAAUUUGAAUCUACCUCUGAUGUGAGAGGGUUCCAUAUACUCUGGGCCCUACCCCCACUCUCAAACUGAGGUUCUACAGUCCCUAGCAAACUAGGAAAAAGAGAGAAAGAAAAUUAAGAGUUUAAACAAAAUAGGCUAAAUCGAUGUAACCCAAGCCUUGACUUAGUGGGUUUUUAAAAACUGUAGCACACUGCUCAACAAAGAUGUUAUUCUUACAGCAAAGCAGUUUUUAAAAAUUCUGCCAUAAGUAUACCGUGAGAUCGCUGUGGGUGAUGGAAAGACCUAAGCCCAGGGGACAAAGAAAAUUUCUUACUGAUGUAUCCACCUUCUUAAUUGGUCAAAUCUGCCAGGUGAACUUUACCUCCCUUUCCCCCUGGCAGGAAGCAGUAUGAUUUCAGUGUUUGGAGUUAAAUGGGAGAGUGAUUCCCAAGUCUUACUAAAGAGAAAGCAUGAAUGGAAGUCCACUCCUGUGGGUGUCUUCUGUACCUUUACUGCAUUUUACUGCAAUGGGUCAGGAAGCUUUAUGCUUAGCUCUGCAUUUAAAACAUCACUUGUUUUACCACGAGUUGGAGACCAAUUAUUAAAAUACAUGUGACAUAUAUGGGGGGUGGGGGAGGUAAAUAAAAGGGAGAAAGACUUGCAUGUCACCUUUGCUGGUAUUGGGUCAUUCUUCUAAAAAGUGACAGAGCAGCCAAGUUCAUCCACAGUGAGACUGAGACACCAAAUAGCCAGACCUUAGUUCUUAAGUCUGAUAGGGCUAGGAACACAAUUCACUUUUGGGUAAACUCUGCCUUUGGUUAGCAGAGUUCCUAUUGAUUCUCUGACCUAAAAGCCCUCUUUAACAUUUGAGGGGAAGAACUUCAAGAGUAUCCUGGCUAAUACAGAAAGGAAAUUCAGUCUUCUCCAUGACAAACUACAUAUAUGCUCAACUCUCUCAGAUGUAGCAACAACUGUAUAUCACAGGUGUAUGGAGGCCAUUUUGUUCAUCUCUGAGCUUCUCUUCUCCAGGGCUGGGGAAAAGUCUCAUCAGAAAAAAAUCCAAUAUACAUUUCUAAACUAAAAUCUCAUACUAUUCUAAAGAAAUACAUAUUUGAGAGACUUUAUUCCUGUUAAUUACUUAAGAAUAUGUCUUGCAGGUACUGCCACUCAGUACACAUCCAGUAAAAAAAAAAAAUCAAGGUGUUGGGUACAGCAUAGAUGCAAACCUCAAUUCAUACGUGAAACAAUAUCAUCCAUGCAACACACCUGAAACCCAAAUGAAAUUUAAACCAAAGGCUCUGGAGAGAAGAGUCCACGACGCUCCCCUUUAAACAACCUGGUUUCCAACUAUUACUAUAAGCUCUAUGUAGACUAAGAGGAAGCCAAUAUUAGCAGGCAGGCUUUACAACUGUCACAUUGGUAUAUCCUAGGUUUCACCUUGAAAAUGGGGAAAAGAAUCCCUUCCUUACCUUCCUCACGAGUGGUGUUUCAUGAGGUUAAGAUCCAAGCAGAGUUGAAGGUGCCUUGAAAAGCAAGAAA
Molecule: messenger RNA, 2734 nt
Organism: Dromiciops gliroides (monito del monte)
Lineage: Eukaryota; Metazoa; Chordata; Mammalia; Microbiotheria; Microbiotheriidae
Gene: MYOZ3
Product: myozenin 3
Exons: 7
Coding region: 265-921 (218 amino acids)
Cellular component (GO): Z disc; actin cytoskeleton
Molecular function (GO): telethonin binding; actin binding; FATZ binding
Source: RefSeq, a predicted model, not a curated record